Chenopodium quinoa (quinoa) is the source of this 1706-nucleotide messenger RNA. RefSeq lists its product as uncharacterized. Lineage: Eukaryota; Viridiplantae; Streptophyta; Magnoliopsida; Caryophyllales; Amaranthaceae. The coding region runs from base 1083 to 1706 and encodes 207 amino acids. The record is from RefSeq and is a predicted model, not a curated record. The transcript has 2 exons.
CAUGCUUUAACGUAGGCGCACUUCGAACGACGCCUACAAAAUGCGAAAAAACCUUAUAGUAUAUGGCCAGUGAUCCUAAUUCCUUAUAAUUUGCCGCCUGAGCUUUGUAUGAAGCAGCAUAAUAUGAUUCUUUCAAUGCUAAUUCUAGGUCCAAAAGGUCCCGGUGAUGCAAUUGACGUGUAUUUGCAGCCUCUUAUUGAGGAGCUGAAGGAGCUAUGGGAAAUUGGUGUUGAGACUUAUGAUGCAGCAUCACAACAUCAUUUCCAGCUCUGUGCAUGUUUGAUGUGGACUAUUAAUGAUUUUCCAGCAUAUGCAAUGCUUUCAGGAUGGAGUACUAAAGGGUAUUUGGCUUGUCCUUGUUGUUUAAAAGGUACUCGAUCAGAGAGGCUAUCUUACGGGGGUAAAGAAUGUUAUAUGGGCCAUCGAUGCUAUUUGCCAAAGAAUCAUAAAUGGCGAAAGGAUAAAGAUUCAUUCGAUGGAAAAGUUGAUCAUAGUCUACCUCCAGAGCCAUAUUCAAUUAAUGAUAUUCUUUAUCAACUUGAGGACUUGGAGAAAAUUAUUUUGUCUAAUGAUCCAAGCGUGAAGACAAAAAUAUCUCAUGACCUUAGGGGGGACAAUUGGAAUAAGAAAAGUAUUUUCUUUGAGCUUCCAUAUUGGAGGACACAUCUAUUACGACACAAUUUAGAUGUGAUGCAUAUCGAGAAGAACAUAUGUGAUAGUAUUCUUGGGACAAUUAUGAAUAUCAAAGGGAAGACCAAAGACAAUUUGAAAUCACGUCUUGACUUGGAAGAUAUGGGGUUGAGGUCUACGUUGCACCCAAUAAAAGAAGGGGACAAAUGGAAAAUUCCUCCUGCUCCAUAUACUUUUUCCCCAUCUGAAAUAAACAUUUUUGCAAUUUUUUGAUAGAGCUAAAAGUUCCUGAUGGUUUUUCAUCAAAUAUUUCUUAUUGUGUGAAUUCAAAGGAAUAAAAAAUUUCGGGAUUAAAGAGUCAUGACUGUCAUGUAAUACUCGAGCAUUUGCUUCCUGUAGCAAUACGUGGUCUUCUCACACCACUGGUACGUGAAGCACUAAUUGAGUUGUCCAUGUAUUUUACAUUAUUAUGUGCUAAAACACUUCAAGUUGAUGAAUUAGAGCAACUAGAGUCUCAAAUUCCUAUCACUCUCUGUAAAUUAGAGAAGGUUUUUCCUCCCUCCUUCUUUGAUGUGAUGAUGCAUUUACCUAUACAUUUAGCCAAUGAAGCAAAGAUUGGAGGGCCGGUUCAGUUUAGAUGGAUGUAUCCUAUUGAGCAAUAUAUGUAUAAGCUGAAUUCUUAUAUACGGAAUAGGGCCCAUCCAGAGGCUUCUAUCGCAGAAGGAUAUUUAGCAAAGGAGUGUAUGAAUCUUUGUUCAAGGUAUAUGCAUAAUGUAGAGACAAGAUUUAAUCGUCUUGAUCAAAAUUAUGAAAAUGUCGAAGGUCAUGUUGAUGCUCUGCCUAUUUUUAGUCAUCCUGGUCGAGCUUUAGGAGCUGCUACUGUUAGAGAUCUAGAGAAGAGUGAGCUUGAUGAAGCUCACAUUUAUAUUUUGAAGAAUUGUGAUGAGGUCCAACCUUUUCUUCAAGAGUAUGCUGAAGUUCAUGAAUCAACGGAUCAUAGAAUCACAAAAGAGGAAUGGUGUGAAAAUUUUAAAAUUUGGUUCAAGAAUAAAGUAAGAAAAUAUUCUUUUGAUUAA